Molecule: messenger RNA, 1386 nt
Organism: Caenorhabditis remanei
Lineage: Eukaryota; Metazoa; Nematoda; Chromadorea; Rhabditida; Rhabditidae
Exons: 13
Coding region: 1-1386 (461 amino acids)
Source: RefSeq, a predicted model, not a curated record
AUGGAAUCGUCGACUGCAAAAGACGUUGAUAUCGAAAUGCCGUCAUGCCAGAUUUGUCAAGAAGAGUAUGGAGAUGAGAAUCAUCCCGUGGUUACGGAGUGCGGACAUACAAUGUGUGAUAAAUGUAUUCAGAACCUGAAGAAUCAACAAGGAUCUACCACGAUCAACUGUCCAACUUGCCGUAGAGAAUGUAAUGCCGAUGCUCCUAAGAACUUUAAACUAGAAGAAACUAUUUCGUUAUUGAAGAAGCUUCGGAUGAAACCAGAAAAUUCAGUUGACUGCUCCAAAUGCUCAAAAAAUGACAACGAAUCGGAAAUGUUUGUGUGCCGUGACUGUGUCAACGAUCCAUUUCAAUAUGAUGUUUUAGGAUCUAUAAAUUUUCAGGUUGAAUUGAACAUCAAGUCUUUGGCUGUCUGCGGAACUUGUGCUAUUCGAGACCAUGUUAGUCUGCGCCACGAAGUUAUUUCAUAUUUUCCAUUAGUAUCAGCGCAACACUUCCAGAGCCAACUCACUAGUGUAGGCUAUUUAAAAGAAGAACUUGAACAUCAGUUCUAUCAAGCUAAUGAUACGUUUGGAAACUUUGGAGCCACGUUUCAUAGUUUCAGUCAAGAGCUCGAAAAAAUGACUGAAAUGAUAAGAAAAAGUAGAUCAAGCGAAGUGCAACAAGAAUUUACGAAUCGAAUAAAUGAAGAAGUUCGAAAGUUUUCGGAGCAUAUGAAGAGUGUCUCAAAAGCAAUAGCUGAAAACCAAGAAAAAUACGAAAUAACAUUCGAAAAGUUGGUGAAAAAGAAUAGAGAAGAUGAAGAAGAGAAGUGUAGUGAGCUUCCUGAAAGGAAAUUCGAAACGGCAUGCAGUGAAUGUGCAACAAAAAAUUAUCUUGAUAGACUAUUAUGUUGCAAAACAUGUUCCGAAAUCGUGAAUCAAGUCAUUCAAGACGUCCUCGAUUCGUCCGAUCUAGAUGUUGUUAAUACGGAUACGCUGCCCAUUUGCUCGAAUUGCGUUAUCAAUGGCCACUUCGGAGAAGAUCAUAAAACAGUCAAAUUUUCAGUGUUUCAGAAUAAAUUUGAUACUCUCAAGCGUUUAAGAGUCGUGGAAACUCAGAAAGAUAGUCUACAUGAGAAGUUUUCGGCACUUCGAGAUAUUUAUCAACACUCAAUCAAAGAAAUUGUGAACUACGAUGACAAAAUAAAGAAAAUGUGGGAUAUUACCAGCGAGAGCCGCGGAGAUCCAAACCAUGCUCACUUUGUUGAUGGUUUUCAGAUUAGUUUGGAUCAGGCGGAACGUGUUGUGACAAAGUUUCAAUCAAACGCUGGAACAAAAAAGAAACGAAUCGAAGACAAGAAAGGAAUGGGCGAUGGAAGAACCAAAACAGAAAUUUCAGAGUAG